Molecule: messenger RNA, 2355 nt
Organism: Aegilops tauschii subsp. strangulata
Lineage: Eukaryota; Viridiplantae; Streptophyta; Magnoliopsida; Poales; Poaceae
Biological process (GO): protein phosphorylation
Molecular function (GO): ATP binding; protein kinase activity; protein binding
Source: RefSeq, a predicted model, not a curated record
UCUGCAGAGUACUUACACAUAGUAUAUCUCAAAUGCACCAUUGAAGUAACGGGCCUUAAUCCCAAGACAUAAAAGCGUAUAGGGCAAGUGGGGCAAAGAUACCUGGAAUCAGAAUUGGAAGUAUACAUCAUGACAUCAUGUGUUAAGAGGCUUCAUGCUUGUGUGGAAACAUGGGAGCUUUGCGUGCUUGUUGCAGAGCUGUUUAAUUAAGAAAAGAAAAAGAACAUUUGGUCAGAGCAGUAGACAUGCAUGACUCUAGUGCAUCAUUUCAGUAAAAGCAUUUUCACCAAACCAAACUCAACCAUGAGAAAUAAAGACGACUCAAUUGUCCAGGCAUCAUUGUUGAACUUGUGAUUUGACUACUCCUACGAUGUACAGUCAGGCCAUUCGUUGUAGCUGAAAGAAAGCACAACGUAUACUCUUAUCGAAUAAACACAAAAAAAUGAGGCAUGCAUGCCCGCAGGGCCAUAGGAGAAAAAAACACGGUAUCAAAGAAGAGAAUGUUAGACCAGUGAACCGUUCCAUGUCAGGUCGUACACUGACCGACGCGAAGAUCACUCUCUAUCCAGUUCCUGCUGAAAAGUAUCGAGUAGAACUCUGGGAUUCGGGGCUGGGCAUGCCGCAACGAUCCUGUCCAGCUCACGCAGCGACGGCAGCGGUGGGCUAUGAAGAUAAAAACUGGAACGGCAACUAGCUGACAGAGUUGACGGACUCAAGGUCUUCGCUCCAUCUGCGGUCAAGCUUGAGAUAAGGCGUGAGGGUUUCAGACCAGGUGCAAGUGUGUGUACGUGAUGACACCGUGGAAGUGCUCUCUAACCCAUGGGGCCUCAGCCAGCUGCGCAUCCAGCAUCCAAUCUCACACUUCCCAGCUCACAUACCACAGCAAAACCCGGCGAAACCAUGCACCAAGAAAGGCCGCCCUUCUGUGCGAUCCGGACGAGCAAAGGUAACGAGGGCCUCGUGUCUCCCAAUCGACCGGCGAGACGCGCCAUGAUCCUGCUACUGGCCUUGCUGCUCAUUUCUGAUGGAGUUGGCACUGCCCACUGCUCGACAGUCUCCGGUAACAGCACGGACAUGCUCUCGCUGCUAGAUUUCAAGCGGGACAUCACCAAUGAUCCAAGGCAAGCCUUGGGCUCUUGGAACGCCAGCAUCCCCCAUUGCGAGUGGAAGGGCGUCAACUGCAGCCUCACGCACCCAGGGCGAGUUACUGUGCUAAACCUCACCGAGCAAGGGUUGUCAGGUUCGAUUUCCCCGUCCCUUGGGAACCUGACGUUCCUUGAGACACUGGACCUGUCCACAAAUAGCUUCACCGGCGAGCUGCCUCCUCUUGGACGUCUCCACAGACUGCAACAACUUUUGCUGAGUAAAAACUCUUUGCAAGGGAUCAUUCCAGCUACACUUACAAAUUGUUCCAACCUAAGUUACUUAGACCUAUACGGUAACUUCCUGACAGGUGAAAUUCCACUCAGUAUAGGCUUGCUCUCCAACCUGUUGUGGUUACAGCUUUCAGAAAAUAAUAUCACCGGAACGAUCCCACCAAGCCUGAAAAACAUCAGCCAGUUAGAAGCAAUCGAUCUUGCAGAUAAUCAACUCAUGGGUAGCAUUCCCCAUGAGAUAGGACAAUUUCCAAGUAUGAUGGGUUUGGUACUCGGUGGUAAUAUGCUAUCAGGUAGAAUCCCAACAACCGUGCUUAACCAGUCUUAUCUACAAAUUUUAGACUUAAGUACCAAUAUGAUAGGGAGCACAUUGCCGUCUGAUUUUGGUGAUACCCCCCCAAGUCUCACAUUGCUCUACUUGGACUAUAACAUGUUUGAAGGUUAUAUCCCAGCUUCUCUGGGUAAUACUUCAGGGCUAUCAGUGUUGGACCUAUCAUAUAACAAAUUGACAGGUCAAGUUCCAAGUUCUCUUGGUAGGCUUGGAAUGUUGAACAAUCUAAACCUUCAGAAUAAUAAACUUGAAGCAAAGGAUAUUCAAAGCUGGGAAUUCAUAGAUACGUUGAGCAAUUGCAGAUCUCUGCAAGUUCUUGCACUAGGUAAAAAUCAGUUAAAAGGAGCUAUCCCAAGUUCUAUUGGUAACCUGUCAAGCAAACUUCAAGGACUAGGAUUAGAUGCAAACGACUUGUCAGGGACAAUACCCACUAACAUAGGUAAUCUUAGCGGCUUAACAACACUGGCUUUACGUGAAAACAAGCUCCACGGAUCCAUUGAAGGAUGGGUUCGAAAUCUGAGGAAUCUAACGGUUUUAGCUCUUGACGGGAAUAACUUCACUGGCCCAAUACCAACCUCUAUCAGUAAUCUUGCAAGACUGAAGAAGCUCUAUCUAGCAAACAAUGAAUUUGAAGGUCCAAUACCUUAA